Molecule: messenger RNA, 453 nt
Organism: Leishmania braziliensis MHOM/BR/75/M2904
Lineage: Eukaryota; Euglenozoa; Kinetoplastea; Trypanosomatida; Trypanosomatidae
Exons: 1
Coding region: 1-453 (150 amino acids)
Source: RefSeq, a predicted model, not a curated record
AUGGACGCCCCGGGUACUGCGGUAGAGCAGUACUUCAACCAGCUCAUACACAUGCGCCUCUUGACACAGGUAGUGGUCUCUGACAAGCAGGGCAACACGAUUCUCGCCUGCUUCGGCACGCCAGGUUCGAUGGGCGGCGAUGUGAACGGCAUCAGCGGCAGCGGCGAUGGACAGGAGGGCGAGCCACCAAUGGAGAGCAACGUCACUGUGAGUGGCGCGCGGUACUUCCAAAAUCUUGAGCAGCUGCAGCUCGGUACCCCCACCUAUAUCACCGCUCAGUAUCAUGACGCCGUUGUGGUGCAGUUGAUGGAGUCUGGUGGGUCGAUCCUGACGCUGAUCGGGAGCCGGGCGAGGGGACAUUGCACUGGCGGCUUGCUUUCUCUUGUCCCGCAAAUCCACAGCACGGCCGUGUACACGGAGCUUUUGCGAAAGGUAGAGGAAUGUGUACAGUAG